This is a messenger RNA of Pectinophora gossypiella (pink bollworm), 1425 nucleotides long. It is a transcript of the gene Ase, whose product is annotated as myoblast determination protein 1 homolog. Gene Ontology annotation, molecular function: protein dimerization activity; RNA polymerase II transcription regulatory region sequence-specific DNA binding; DNA-binding transcription factor activity, RNA polymerase II-specific. The record is from RefSeq and is a predicted model, not a curated record. Gene Ontology annotation, biological process: regulation of transcription by RNA polymerase II; developmental process. NCBI's taxonomy places the organism in Eukaryota, Metazoa, Arthropoda, Insecta, Lepidoptera, Gelechiidae. The transcript has a single exon. The coding region runs from base 112 to 1320 and encodes 402 amino acids.
CAAACAGUUAUCCCAACAGUUAUUCCCUACGUGACCUCAUCAACCAACAACCCGCAUCUAAUACUACACAAACAAUCAUAACAUGUAAAAACAGCAAAUCAUCGCGCCGAAAUGAGCUCCAUCGGCGUCGUCGUCUUCCGCAACUCGCCGCUUGCCAAGGCGCAGGUACUCCAAGAAUCCGUGAAUAAUUCCGUGAACAUAACAAACAAUGAAGCCAAUCAAAACGUGAGACGUGAAAUUAUCAUAGUGAGCAAGAAACAGAAGAUCCCAACUCCAACUACGGUAUCAGUGACUUCCCUAGUGCGUGCGGCGGACUCCGUGACUUCCAAUUCCCUUUCGAAAAGGCCUAGAUUGCGCGAAAACAUAGUGGAAGAUAACACAAAAACGCCAACACCUCUGGCCGUGGCGCGGCGAAAUGCGCGGGAACGUAACCGAGUGCGACAAGUUAACGACGGGUUCGCAGCCCUGCGCCGCCACAUACCUGACGAAGUCGCUGCUGCUUUUGAAAAUGCCAAUUCUAACAGAGGACCGAACAAAAAGUUGAGUAAAGUGGAAACAUUGCGUAUGGCCGUGGAAUAUAUUCGCAACUUGGAAACUUUAUUAAAUAUUGGUCACGCAGACAAAGAGAAUUCCUCUCGACCCUCGAUGGAAUCAUUUCCUUCGCCAGCUUCAUCUUCACCCAGAGAAAACAGUCAAGAAAGAAGUUACUAUUCGAUAAAUUCACCGGCACUCGAAGACGAAGAUAUGGACGAAGAUGAGCUAGAUGGCUCCAUUCAUCAGUUACCACAGCAGCAUUACGUGGACCUCUCAAUCCCAGAAACCUUCCAGUUAGUCUCCACACCUCAUUUGUAUGAAGAAGAAGAUGGUGCUCAACCAUUAACUCCGUCGUCAGACCUUCUAGGUCAAGAAGAAGUCGGUCCCCAUCUUCUUGACGGAAACUUUCCUUUUCCGAACUCUGCAGAACAAUUUACUGUGAUCCCUGAACAGAAUUACUGUAGCGAAUCUGACAUGCCAGUGAAUGAAAGUAAUUUCGAAGUAAAAUAUGCAGAAUCUAUUCAUCAGCAAAUCCAUGGCUAUGGAGAAGACACCGAGUUGCCUUUCGAAGCGAUAAACCCUGACUUGAUUUUAUCCCACGGUGACUAUAAGUUUAAGGAAGAAAAUGCAUAUAGUGGGACCCAAUAUGAUGAAGUAGAACUGAAGAAAGAGCUUCCAGACAUUCAGGUUACUCCUGAAGAUAGAGAACAAUUCGAGGAGACGCUUAAAUGGUGGCAAGAGAAGACCAGACAAGCGCGUCCUUUAGCUAAGGCUCAUAAAAACUGAUGUUUUAUAUAGCAUAUUAUGAAGUUAAUUUAUAGUAGUUAAUAUGAGAUAUUUAUUGUGAAGUUGUAAUAGAACAUACAGCUGUCGUCAGUGCCAAAGACAGUG